This is a messenger RNA of Protopterus annectens (West African lungfish), 3765 nucleotides long. RefSeq lists its product as uncharacterized. Gene Ontology annotation, biological process: DNA integration. The record is from RefSeq and is a predicted model, not a curated record. Gene Ontology annotation, molecular function: nucleic acid binding. NCBI's taxonomy places the organism in Eukaryota, Metazoa, Chordata, Ceratodontiformes, Protopteridae.
AUGAUCAUGUGCUGGUGUGGUGGUGAAGUAACCCAUGCUGUUACUGCAGCUCUCAAUUCCAAUUCUACUACGACUAAUGAUGACCAGCCAGAAGCUAUAGGAGUAAAGGACCCCAUGUGGCAGACUCAUGCAGGGUGUGCGACUAUGCAGCGAGCCAUAUUGCUGAGCUCGGUGGGCAGCAAGACGUACAGUCUGAUGAGGAACUUAUUGAGUCCUGAUAAACCAGGGGAUAAAUCGUUCACGGAGUUGACGAGCUUGCUUCAGUCACAUUAUAACCCGAAGCCGAGUGAAAUAGUCCAAAGGUACAAGUUAAAUUCAAGGACUAGACUAGCCAAUGAAACGGUAACGGAGUAUGUUGCGGUGCUGAGGGAGCUGGCACAACACUGUAAUUAUGGUGACAGACUGACAGAAAUGCUACGUGAUAGGCUCAUAUGUGGCAUUGCAGAUGACCGCAUACAACGUAGAUUAUUAGCGGAGCCUGAGUUGUCGUUUGAAAAGGCCUUGAAGUUGGCACAGGCCAUCGAGACAGCGAAUAAAGACAUUCGGGAUUUAAAACCAAAAGCAAUCGAAGGGGUUGGGAGCAGGAGUGCUACCCCACUGCCAGUGCAUAAAGUGGUCAUGGAGCAUAAAUCACAAGGGAAGUCUGGUCAGUAUGCCUGUUACAGGUGUGGCGGUGAACAUUUGGCACGGAACUGUCGUUUCUUAAAUGAAAAAUGUCAUGCUUGCGGAAAAAAGGGCCAUGUGAAGAAGAUGUUGACUUUGAAAACAUAUACAGGUGAAACAGUUCCCACACUGGGGAUGGCAAAAGUAACUGUAACACAUAAAGACAAAGUCAAACAGUUGCCAGUCAUGGUGGUGGCAGGUAAUGGACCAAACCUGUUAGGCCGGGCGUGGCUAAAGGAGCUGGAAAUGGGCUGUCUACAACUCCAUAAAGUAGAACAGCAGAUGCUGACAUUGCAAGAGGUGCUGGAGAACAACGAAGAAGUGUUCAAAGAGGAACUGGGUACCUGGAGGGGUCCACCAGCAAAGAUACACGUCAAAGAAAAUGCAACGCCAAGAUUUUACAAACCCAGACCCGUACCAUACGCAAUGAAGAAGAAAGUGGAGACUGAGUUAGAGCGACUCACCAAGCAAGGUAUAAUUGAACCAGUAAAGGUUUCGGAAUGGGCGGCACCCAUUGUGCCAGUAUUAAAACCAGAUAAUACUGUACGCAUAUGUGGGGACUACAAGCUAACAGUGAACCAAGUUUCGAAGCUGGAGCAGUAUCCAAUACCAACGGUGGAGGAUGUGUUUGAAAAGCUGUCGGGAGGUGAAAGGUUCAGCAAACUGGACCUCAGUCAUGCAUAUCAACAAGUUGUUCUGGAGGAAGGGUCAAAGCCAUAUGUCACCCUUAACAUGCACAAAGGUUUGUUCCAAGUAAAUCGUUUACCCUUUGGUGUUUCCUCUAGUCCAGCUAUUUUCCAGAGAAUAAUGGAGGGACUGGUGUCAGGAAUUCCGAAGGUGGCUGUGUAUUUGGACGACAUCCUGUUGACGGGUAGGAACAAUCGCGAGCAUCUGGAGACUCUGAACGAGGUGCUGAGGCGACUGCGAGAGACUGGUCUGCGGGUGAAGCGGAGUAAAUGUGCUUUCAUGGAAAAGGAAGCUGAGUUCCUGGGUUACAAGGUGGAUGCAUCGGGCCUACACCCUCUGCCAAACAAGGUAAAAGCUAUCCAACAGGCACCUGCACCCACAAAUGUUACAGAGCUGAAGGCCUACUUAGGCUUACUUAACUAUUAUAACAGGUUCCUACCAAAUCUGUCAACGCUGUUAGCUCCUUUACAUACACUAUUAAGGAAGGAGACCCUGUGGACAUGGCAGGAGGAACAGGACAGAGCGUUUGAGCAGUCCAAGAAACUAAUGCAGUCCUCAGAGGUUUUGGUGCACUACGAUAGUCAUAAGGACUUAAUUCUGUCAUGUGAUGCCUCACCUUAUGGGUUAGGGGCCGUGUUGGCACACCGUAUGCCAGAUGGACAAGAAAGACCCAUCGGGUUCAUGUCACGAACCUUGACACCAGCGAAGUCCAGCUAUUCCCAGAUAGACAAAGAGGGUUUGGCUGUAAUGUUUGGAAUUAAGUGGUUCCACAAAUACCUCUAUGGCAGGAAGUUUACUGUUUGCACCGAUCAUAAGCCCUUGUUGUCACUGUUCAACGAGAUGAAGGCCGUGCCUCAGAUGGUUUCUCCCCGCAUUCAGAGAUGGGCUGUAACAUUGAGAGCUUAUGAAUAUGAGAUUGGUUAUAAGCCCGGGAAACACCAUAGCAAUGCGGAUGCGCUGAGCCGUCUGCCGCUACAGGGGCCUCUCCAGCGAGAGGAAACGGAGGACCGAGUGUUGAUGAUGGAGGACAUCACGUUGGUGUCAGCGAGGGAACUGAGCGAAUGGACACGAAAAGACCCGGUGUUGGCUCGAGUGUUUCAGUGGGUCCAGCAAGGCUGGACAAUGCAACAACCUGAUCCAGUUUUCCGGCCUUAUGAGGUGAGGAAAACAGAGCUGAGUGUGCAAGAUGGAUGCGUGUUGUGGGGGGCACGAGUGAUAAUUCCCCCAGGAAGACGUGCACUUUUACAACAGCUGCACCAGGGUCAUGUGGGCAUCACCCGAAUGAAGGCCUUAGCACGAAGUUAUUUCUGGUGGCCAAAGUUGGACCAUGACAUUGAAGUCGCUGUGAAAGAGUGUAACAUCUGUCAGCAACAUCGCAACUUACCGGUGGCGGCACCACUACACCCAUGGGAGUGGCCGAGUAGACCUUGGCAGAGACUUCAUAUAGACUAUGCAGGGCCUUUUAUGGGGGCAAUGUUUUUGAUAAUAAUGGAUGCUCAUUCUAAAUGGAUGGAUGCCUAUCCAGUUAAAACAACGACUUCCACCACGACCAUUGAAUGCCUGAGGAAGAGUUUCAGUAGUCAAGGACUACCAGAGACUAUUGUAUCAGAUAAUGCUUCAUGUUUCAUGAGUGGAGAGUUCAAGGGUUUUCUGAAAAAAAAUGGCAUCGUACACGUCACAUCAGCACCAUACCAUGUGGCUUCAAAUGGCUGUGCUGAAAGGGCUGUCCAGACCUUUAAAGCAAUGAUGAUAAAGGCCGGAGACGGAAGUAUGGCAGCAAAAGUGUCAAGGGUGUUAUUCAGCUACCGCAUUACACCCCAGUCUACCACCGGAUUGUCACCUGCCGAGAUGUUGUAAGGACGGAGAUUAAGGUCAACAUUGGAUCUGGUGCAUCCAAACAUCCGAGCUAAGGUAGAGAGGACACAAUGGCGGCAAAAAGAACAUCAGGAUCGACGACGGAGAGGAAGAAGUUUCCUGGUGGGAGAUGCAGUGAUGACUCGAAACUUCAGCUAUGGACCUAAAUGGAUUCCAGGGUUCAUUGUAAAGAGUACUGGUCCACUGUCGUACCAGGUGAGGUUGAAUGGAGGUUUUGUGGUCAGGAGACAUGUGGACCAGAUUCUGCAGAGCGAACGGGAGAAGGACUUUAUGGAACUGCAAGCCCCGGAAAUACCGUUAGUUUCGGAAGAAGGGCUCGCAGCGGCAGGAGGAUCUCCGAUCUUUGGGGCCAAGGAAGACCACCGGGACUUGGAAGGAGAGGUUCCCGAGGACCAAACCUUUCCAGGGAUGGACACACCGGUACCAGAGGUGAAUCCAAGGAACACAAUGAUGAUACUAAACAGUUGUGCUUCAUCAUCUUGUGAUGCUGCACAAGAUUACCCAGGGAAAGGCUGGCCUUUAAGUAAUGAAAGCUCUUGA